Molecule: messenger RNA, 1280 nt
Organism: Physcomitrium patens
Lineage: Eukaryota; Viridiplantae; Streptophyta; Bryopsida; Funariales; Funariaceae
Biological process (GO): peptide biosynthetic process; translational elongation
Cellular component (GO): cytoplasm
Molecular function (GO): translation elongation factor activity
Source: RefSeq, a predicted model, not a curated record
GUGGGCGUCGAGGUCUAUCCCCUCCUGAAGCUCCCUCCCCUGUUCUGUGAGCUCUUGUUGCGACUGAACUUCGGAUUGGGACCAUUGCCUGAAGCAUUCUGCUGUUGUGAAUUUGGGUAGUGCAACUCAUCAUCCCUUCUCCAUGGCUGCCAUGGCUGCUUCCGUGGCUCUUACCUCCUCGCUCUCGUCGCGCGUCGCGGUUACCCCCGCCACUUCGACGUCCUUCAGGAGCGGCCAGUAUGCACUGACUGUGCCAUGCUUGCGCGUGGAGUCUUCCCGUCGGACCUCUACUCUGGAGAUCUUUGCGUUGAGUAGCAACGAUUUCAGGAAUGGAACCAACAUUGUGCUUGAUGGAGUACCGUGGAGGGUGCAAGAGUUUUUGCACGUGAAGCCCGGCAAGGGAGCAGCGUUUGUUCGUACCAAGCUGCGAAACUAUAUCACUGGCAACACAGUUGAUCGUACUUUCCGAGCGGGAGAGUCGGUUGAUGAGGCAAGCAUUUCCAAGGAAGUCAAGCAGUACACCUACAUGGAUGCUGAUCAAUACGUCUUCAUGGAUAUGGUCUCAUUCGAGGAGAUCAGAAUUGGUGCCAAAGAACUGGGGGAUAAGACGAAGUGGUUGAAGGAGGGGAUGGAAUGCAAUGUGUUGACCUGGAAUGAUAAGGUUCUUGAUGUAGAUCUGCCCAUCACAGUAGUUGUGAAGGUCGUACAGACGGAUCCUGGUUUGAAGGGAGACACAGCUCAAGGAGGAUCGAAGCCAGCUACAACAGAAACAGGUGCCGUAGUGAGCGUGCCGCUGUUUGUCAACGAAGGGGACAUGAUCCAAGUGGACACGCGAAAAAGCGAGUAUAUGAGCCGUGUGGGUGCAUUCUAAGUCAUCAAGCUGUCAUUUCCAGGCAGAUCGUGUGUUGCCCUUGGUAAAAUAGUCUCGAGACCGACUCAUUCCUGUGAUGUUAUAGAGGUUCUGCAAUUUGAGGAUCAAUCGGUAAUCGUGUCACUUGAGCGGGAUAUUAGGCCUUCGAAGGUUUGGAUCAUCAGGUUGCUCCAUGAGAUAUUCCGAGUACUGCCUAUGUGAAAGAUUAGAUGUCCUGAAAAUGGAUGUGACUUGAAUAGUUUCACGAAACUGGGUAGAAGGCCACUGGCCAACAAAAGUCAGAUGCAUCACCAUGACGCAGUUUUGUCGCUCUGAGCAUCAAUGAUCAUCAGCCAUUCUGAGUUAUUGAUGAAAGCACUUCUGUAAACACCAUGAAUUUGACAUUAUUCAGACAAGUGUUUGCAAGUAA